Salvia hispanica is the source of this 782-nucleotide messenger RNA. RefSeq names its product putative membrane-associated kinase regulator 3. The record is from RefSeq and is a predicted model, not a curated record. Gene Ontology annotation, molecular function: kinase inhibitor activity. Lineage: Eukaryota; Viridiplantae; Streptophyta; Magnoliopsida; Lamiales; Lamiaceae. Gene Ontology annotation, cellular component: plasma membrane.
GGAUGCUCUGUCUUCCCUUCCCAGUAUGUUUUAGAAAGAGAGAGAGAGAUGAAGAAAGAAGAGAGUGUUACAGCAAGUGAAUAUGAAGAUGAAGAUGAUGAGUACAUAGACAUGGAGCUGAGCUCAUCCUCAGACAGCAGAGAAUUCGAGUUCCAAAUGACCGGCGCCGCCACCCUCACUCAAACAGCCGACCACCUCUUCCACAAAGGCAGACUCCUCCCCCUCUACCUCCUUCCAUUCACAGCCGCCGCCGAUAUCUCCCCAUCCGAAUCAUGCCGAGCGAGCUGCGACCUCAGCUCCGACGACUUCUUCUUCGAAUGGUCAAGCGACCUCAUCAACCACAGCCACCACCACCACCACCCCACCAAAACCUCGUGGCCCAAGAAGAUAAAAGCCUACCUCAAAUCACUCUUCCUCAAAUCCGCCAAGUCCCAAGAAAAAGAAAGAAACACCACUGCAAUCGAUGACGACACGGCGCAGCAGAGGAGGUCGUUUUCCAGCGCCAUCAAGCGGCAUUCGCCCGCAAAGUGUCUGUCGUCGUCUUCCUCGAAUUCAUCAUCAGCAUCCUCAUCUUUCUCGCUCAACUCCAACGAACUGCGGAGGAGCAGCAGCGCCACUGAAGCCGAGGGCUCCAUUGAAGCCGCCAUAGCUUAUUGCAAGAAAUCUCAACACAUUUCUUAACAUUGUGCCUAUAUAGUUUACACCAGGAUUUAUGAAUUUUACUGUACAUCUAUAUUUUGUGCGAUUAUUAUGGUUAUAUAAUAAAGUUUCUUAAUAAACUA